Messenger RNA from Pseudoliparis swirei, 5579 nucleotides. It is a transcript of the gene zbtb22b, whose product is annotated as zinc finger and BTB domain containing 22b. Bases 236 to 2437 code for a protein of 733 amino acids. The record is from RefSeq and is a predicted model, not a curated record. The transcript is spliced from 6 exons. Gene Ontology annotation, biological process: regulation of transcription by RNA polymerase II. Gene Ontology annotation, molecular function: DNA-binding transcription factor activity, RNA polymerase II-specific; protein binding; RNA polymerase II cis-regulatory region sequence-specific DNA binding. Lineage: Eukaryota; Metazoa; Chordata; Actinopteri; Perciformes; Liparidae.
UGGGAAGAACAUUUCACAAAAAUGGUCCCCAAACUCCGGGGCCUGGAUAACCCGGCAGCACCCACUGCCGUCUGCCCGGACACAGAGCGCCCUGCGGAGGGCUGCGGUGCCAACUGAAACCUGGGGAGCUCGUUCCACCACUGAGGAGCCAGGACAGCAACCAGUCUGGAUUUAGAGUGAUGAGCUCGAAGUGGACGAGUCAACUAGGAGUCAAGCAGGAGUCAACCUUGAAUUCAUGAUGCAGUCCCUGUCCAUGGAAGUGGGCAGCAGCAGCAGCAGCUCCGCCCCCGGCGACACGUCCGGCCCGGCGGUGCAGGUGCGCUUCCCCGGCGCUCAGAGCUCGGUGCUGGACGGCCUGAACCGGCAGAGGGAAGACGGCCGGCUGUGUGACCUCUCCAUCCACGUCCAGGGACGAGUGUUCAAAGCCCACCGCUGCGUCCUGGCCGCCUCCUCGCCCUACUUCCACGACCAGGUGCUGCUGAAGAACAUGUCCACCGUCUCCAUCCCGGCAGCGAUGGACCCGCUGGCGUUCGAGAGCGUGCUGAGCUGCGCCUACACCGGCCAGCUGCGGAUGCUGCGCGAGGACAUCGUCAACUACCUCACGGUGGGCAGCGUCCUGCAGAUGUGGCACAUCGUGGACAAAUGCACCGAGCUGCUGAAGGAGGGCCGGGCUGGGGCGGGAAGAGGGAGCAGCGUGGGAGGAGGAGGCGGGGUGCAGGAUGGAGCGACGGUCGGAGGAGGAGGGUCGGCCAACCUCGGAUGCAGCAGCAGUAACAUUGGCGACGGCGGCGGCGUUGCAGGCGGCGGUAAUGGAGCCGGCAGGGACGGCGGCGGUGGCGGCCGAGCCCAGGUGGACGGGUCCAACGAGCCCCAGAGAGCCUCCCUGCCUCCCAGCCGCCCGCCAGUGAGCGAGAGCCAGUCGCCCAGCAGCACCAACUACUUCAGCCCCAGGGACGGGAGCGGCUUCGGAGGAGGAGGCGGGGCCGCGGCCGGGGCGUCGAGGGACGGAGGCGGGGCCAGCAACACCCCCAGCUACUGCACCCCGUCGGGAGGAGAGGGAGCCUUCCUCAUUGAGGAGGAGGAUGAGGAGGAGGAGGAAGUGGAGGAGGAAGCGUUGUACCACCAAAGGAAGAGAGGAAGAGGAGGAGGAGGAGGCGGCAGUGGGAGGAGGAAGAAAAUGAGCUCAGUGUCGGAGCAGGAGGUCGGGGUCAGCGACAGCUUUGGUGUGUCCUCUUAUCAGGACGGGGAGCACUCUGCGCUGCUGAAGCGUCCGACCUACAGCCAGCCCAGCAUCAUGCCCCGCAAGCAGUGGGUGGUGGUGAAAACCGAACGCAUGGAGGACGACGACGACCUCAUCGUCGUGUCCGGGGAGGAGGACGGAGAAGACGAGGACGACGAAGACGAGCGGGAGAUGGAGCUGGCCAGAGAGAGGCAGAGGAACGACUUCAACAUCUCCAACGUGCGGAGCCUUUCAGCCGAUCUGGGAGGCCGAGCCGAGAGCGACAUGGACUCUCAGGUGGACUACUGCCAGUCGUCAGAAGACUACCUGAAGUUUGAAGGCGGUUUGAUGGACCAGACCUUGGCCCACCUCCACGACGGCGCCGCGGGCCAGAGCUCCGGCCGCGCCGCGUCGGCGCUGCUGGGCCAGGUCCAGUCGGCGGCCGCGGCCCGGGCGCAGCUCUUCCCCCUGGACAUGCAGGGGAACCAGAUCCUCCUCUACGGCCAGGCCGCCGGACUCUCGCUGGACGGGGGCGCUCCUCUCGGCAUGAUGGGAGGAGCCUCCUUCAGAGGCCCCGGGCUGGAGCACGGCGCCGUCCACCUGUCGGCGCCGGGCGGCCCGGGGGUCGACGGCGCCGACGGCGGGGGGGCGGGCGGCGCCGGGGGUCCGGGCAAAGUGUUCAUGUGCCACUGCGGCAAGACCUUCACCCACAAGAGCAUGAGGGACCGGCACGUCAACAUGCACCUGGACCUGCGGCCCUUCCACUGCCCCGUGUGCGCCAAGAAGUUCAAGAUGAAGCACCACCUGACGGAGCACAUGAAGACGCACACGGGCCUCAAGCCCUACGACUGCCUCGGCUGCGGCAAGAAGUUCAUGUGGCGCGACAGCUUCAUGCGCCACCGCUCGCACUGCGAGAGGCGAGGAGGAGGAGGAGGAGGAGGAGGAGAGGAGAUGAUGGCCUCCCCUCACCUCCUCCUCUCUGGGGGUGAUGGCGGUGCUCUGGGAGGAGGAGGAGGAGGAGGAGGAGGAGGAGGAGGGAUGUCUGCUUCCUCGCCACUUCUUCCCGGCAGCAGCAUGGCCGCCGCGGGGCCGCUCCUCGGCGCCGCUCCGGGCUCGGGGAUGUUCGGCGCUCCGGGUCUGAGCCGAAGCGCGUGCGGCGAGGACGCGUGCGAAGUCGGCGCCGACGACCUGAACCCGAGUUCCGUCCAGCGGGCCUGAGCCGGCGGGCCGGUCCUCCGCCCCGCCGCUUUGUUUUUACACAACGUGUCCAACCCGGAACCUCAGAACCGCCUCGGACCCCCAAACAGGAAGUGCGGACCUCGUGUGGCGAGCGCUCGGGGGGGGAAACGCUUCAGGGUCCAGUCGCAGUUCUUUGGGGAAAAGGUGGCUUCAUUUUUAAAAAAAUGUAAUAAAAAAACGGACCUAUCGUCUCCGAGGAAACGACGAGGAGGACUCGGCGCUUCACCCGCCGGCCGCCACGGACACGGUCGGUAUCGGAGGAGAAACAAAAUGGCCGUUCUGCAGUGUUGUGUUGUUGUGCUUCUGCUACACGGUCCGUAAAAAAGAGAAACACAGAAACCUGCAAGAGAACAGCGAGCGUGAAGAAACCCGAGCCGUCCCUCCUCCUCCUCCUCCUCCUCCUCCUGCUGUCACGGCUUUGAGAAGUAUAUUACUCCUGUAAAUAUAUAGAGAUAUAUGUUGUUUUUUACUCACCAGGACCGGGAGCAGACCGUGUCAUGUGACCGGUGACCGUCUGGACCGACAGGCCCGGUCGUCUCACCUACCUGAGGCCGCAGCGCACCUCCUGGAUGUCGUUUCAGAGGUAGUUUUGGGGAUUGUUAAACUUCUAAGUGAUUAAUGGAUAGACAAAUAAUGUAUCAGUGACGGGUUGAGUUAUUUUAACGAGUGAAGGUAAAUCAACGGAUUCAGCCACACACUGCUUCGUGUUUUCAAGUUCUCCAUCGUCGCAUUGUUGAGAAUUUAACACAUCGUGUGUGUGUGUGUGUGUGUGUGUAUAUAUAUAUAAUAUUAUAAGUAUAUAUUUAUAAUAUUAUAAAUUAAUUUAUUAUAUAUGUAUAUAAUAUAUAUCAAAAAGUAUAUUUAUAUGUAUUAGAUAUAUAUAUACAGUAUAUAUAAAAUAAUAUUUUGAUAUGUAUUAUAUAUACAAUAUUAUAUGUAUGUAUUAUAUAUAUAAAUAUGUAUUUAUAUUAGGGCUGUCAGCGUUAACGCGUUAAUCUAUGCGAUUAAUUUGGCCGCGUUAAUGCACUAAAAUAUUUUAACGCAAUUAACGCAACUUUGUUUACUUCCGGUGUUCGUUGACGUUUUUACACUGAAACCGAGUGUCAAACCGCGGCAGUACGGUUUGACACUGUUUCCGUUUUUAAAACAAUUAUUUCUCCGCGAAAAUAAGGAUCAUAAAUGAGUUUACAUUAUUACAUUACAUGUCAUUUAGCAGACGCUUUUAUCCAAAGCGACUUACAAUAAGUGCAUUUCAACCUAGAGUACAAACUAAGAACAACAAGAAUACAGGAAGUAACAUUUCCUCAACAUAGUCGAACUACAAAAGUACCAUAAGUUUAAACUCGUGGAUGAAUCAGUCGUGUUUCCUCCUGCGCCUCCUUCCUCCCGUCUCCCCCUCUGAUACACAGAGGAACGGAGGGGCGACGUGUCGGGGGACGCGGCGCGGAAAGAACUCGACACACGAAACCUUCACCGUGAUUGGUCAAUCCGUUUGUCUGUCAACAUUUUGGGGAAAAAAACAACCAAUGAACACUCAGUAAAUCACAAGAGCAGAGAACACGGCAGGAGGACAAUGAGCCUCAUUGAAUAGAGCUGAGAUUGUUCUGGAAUGUUUGAUGUAUAACACGUGGGUAUGUGUCAUAUGAAAACGCCUUUAAAAGGUGAAUUUUGUUGUUGUUGUAAAAUGUAUAAAAUGAGCCCAGCCUCCAGAGGGUUAACGUGACAUAUUUGAAUGUCAGUCAGUUACCAAGGCCACUGGUUCUGCUGUUGUUCAGUGUUAAAGUUGACAGGACCAAUAGGGUCUCAAUAUACUUCUUUUUUUUUACUAAUCUGAUGUUUCACUGAAGAAACAAUUUAUCAUCCACGAUAUUAAAUACCUCGCUGGCACUUUAGAGGUAGGAGCCUCUCUUUGAAAACACAGCUCUGUGGGAAGUUUGGUCUUUAAAAAGAAUGAACUUUUAAUUGCGAUUAAUCGCGAUUAAUGAAUUGCAAAAUGUGCGAUUAAUUAGUUAAUUUUUUUUAAUCGAUUGACAGCCCUAAUUUAUAUAGAUAUAAUACAUAUAUUUUGUUUAACUAUGUAAGUCAGAAGUGUGGAUGAAAAUGCUGCUAUAAGAGAAAAAUGCAUCAUUAUUUGUGAUAAAAUGGAAAUCCUCUUCAGAAGAUGGUGGUCAUGGAAACACUCUCAAUGUGAAAACAAUGUGUGUUUAUGGAGCUGUGUUAUUACUGCUUCGCUCCUGCAUAUUUAAUCCACAUAAUACUUCUACGGCAUGGGACAGGUUUUUUUUUCUUCAUUUCCUGUAACGUGGAGCUGAGGAGAUCAUCGGCUCGUUUGACCUUCUGUGAAGGUCGAGUCUGGAUAUUUUUAUAUGCUUUUUAUUACGUAUUCAGUGACCUCGGGUGGCUCCUCCUCCUUCGGCCUGUUUGUGGCGACCUGUCUGCUGCCGGCCAGAGAGAAUGUGAGACAGCAGAAUGUGUGAGACACGAAUGUGGCGUGUGUGUUUCAACAUGUAGUUGAAGGGAAUCGUACGCUUCUGUUCCUCUGCAAGCGCGUGGAGGAAGAGCUCCGCCUCCUCCUGAGUAGCUCCAGACGAUGUCAGAGGUCGCUGCUCGCUUCAGGUUAAUUUCAGUUCAUUGGCUUUGUGACGUGGACUGCACUUACACUCCCUCAAAUAAUCAAUAAAACCUCAGCGUGGUUCUGUGAAGUGAACAUCUUCUACACACAAACGGCUUUUCAGAGAAUGGGCUUAAUCGGCAAGGUGUCUCUUAAAAAUGACGACAAAAGAAAAUCCACUAAAUCGUGGUGGGGCCCUGUAUGGUGGUUGUAUAAUAUAUAUUAUAUAUAUAUAUAUUGCAUGUGUCUCCAUCUGCACCAGCAACACACUGCGCUCCAGCCGUAUGUUGCUCAUCACCAGAGCAUCACGUUCCCUCUUCAUUUAUUUUUAGAGUGAAGGAUCCGGACCGAUCGCUCUGUGUUGCUGCUGAAAAGCUGUUUGAGUGUUUUGUACAUUCCACAAACCGUGUUCCCCGACUUGUUGGUCCUGAUGAUGUAAUGACCUCCAGUAAUCAACAUUCACCUCUGCCCUGUAUCAACGUAACUGACUAAUAAAUUAUUUGGUGCGAA